AUGGAUCGAGAACCUUGUCCGUGGCGUAUUGUUGAUGAUUGUGGUGGCGCAUUUGCAUUAGGAGCAAUAGGUGGAACAUUUUUUCAUUCAAUCAAAGGAUUUCGUCAUGCUCCGAGUGGUUCAUAUAGACGAUUAAUUGGUAGUUUAAAUGGAGUAAAACAACGAGCUCCUCGUGUUGCAGCAUCAUUUGCUGCAUGGGGUUGUAUGUUUUCAUUAAUUGAUUGUAGUUUUGUGUAUCUAAGAAAAAAAGAAGAUCCAUGGAAUUCAAUUUUAAGUGGUGCAAUGACGGGUGCUAUUUUACAAGCGAGAUACGGACCUGGAGCAAUGAUUAGUUCAGCUAUUUUUGGUGGAUUUAUUCUUGCUAUGAUUGAAGGAACUGGUAUUUUGAUUACCCGUUAUAGUCAUAUGUUUAUGCCACAAGCAGCACCCGAAGAACCACUACCUGACAUUGAUAAAGGCAAAAUCGAUCUUUCUGUUCCACCGUUUUUCAGCUCGUCUCCUGGGCAAGCUUCUUCUGCAUCUGGUCAUUUUUCAUGA
Messenger RNA from Rotaria sp. Silwood1, 537 nucleotides. NCBI's taxonomy places the organism in Eukaryota, Metazoa, Rotifera, Eurotatoria, Philodinida, Philodinidae. The record is from the annotation of a GenBank genome assembly.